Anas platyrhynchos (mallard) is the source of this 1179-nucleotide messenger RNA. RefSeq names its product cyclin H (gene CCNH). Gene Ontology annotation, cellular component: transcription factor TFIIK complex. NCBI's taxonomy places the organism in Eukaryota, Metazoa, Chordata, Aves, Anseriformes, Anatidae. Gene Ontology annotation, biological process: DNA-templated transcription; regulation of transcription by RNA polymerase II. The record is from RefSeq and is a predicted model, not a curated record. Gene Ontology annotation, molecular function: cyclin-dependent protein serine/threonine kinase regulator activity.
CGCCCCCUCCCCCCCCCCUCCCUGUGCCCCCGUGAGGGUGGCGGCCGCUCGCCGCCGCCAUGUUCCACAGCAGCACGCAGCGCCGGCACUGGACCUUCGGCAGCGAGGAGGAGCUGGCUCGGAGCCGAGCCGAUGCCAACCGCAAGUUCCGCAGCCGAGUGGCGGCGAACGGGAAGGUGGUGCCGAGCGAGCUGUGCCUGCUGGAGCCCCAGGAGGAGCUGGCGAUCUGCAAGUACUACGAGAAGCGGCUGCUGGAUUUCUGCGCCGUCUUCAAGCCCGCCAUGCCGCGGUCGGUGGUGGGAACAGCUUGCAUGUAUUUUAAACGCUUUUACCUGAACAACUCAGUGAUGGAGUAUCAUCCUCGGAUAAUAAUGCUAACGUGUGCGUUUUUGGCAUGUAAAGUAGAUGAAUUUAAUGUGUCCAGUGCACAGUUUGUUGGUAACCUUCGAGAAAGCCCUGUUGGACAGGAAAAAGCUCUCGAACAGAUACUGGAAUAUGAACUGCUACUCAUUCAACAGCUGAACUUCCAUCUUAUCGUGCACAAUCCAUACAGGCCGUUUGAGGGAUUUUUAAUUGAUAUUAAGACUCGUUAUCCAAUGCUGGAGAAUCCUGAAGUGUUGAGGAGAACAGCUGAUGACUUUCUCAAUCGAGUGGCUCUGACAGAUGCAUAUCUACUCUUUACCCCCUCACAGAUAGCUCUCACUGCUAUCCUAUCUAGUGCUUCAAGAGCAGGAAUUAACAUGGAGAGUUACUUGUCAGAAAGCCUUAUGCUGAAAGAAAACAGAACAUUCUUGGGCAAGUUACUAGAUGGCAUGAAAUGCAUGAAAAAUCUUAUAAAGAAAUAUGAACUGCCAAGGCCUGAAGAGAUUGCUGCUCUAAAACAGAAAUUAGAGAAGUGUCACAGUCCGGAGUUUUCACUUAAUUCCAACAUGAAGAAGAGGAAAGGUUGUGAAGAUGAUGACUAUAACGCAAAAAAGCCGAAAAUUGAUGAGGAAGAAUGUACCGAUGACGAGUUUGCGGAAUUGGUGUAACCCCGAAGAUGGAAUCCUAUCACUGCAGUACCCGCUGUCUUGUGACGCGUGAACGUGUCUGCCAAAGGUUCAUUAGCCUGUAUUAGCACGAGGUAUUUGCUCUGUUGCUAUUUAAUAUACUUGCAAUAAAGUGUUUUAUAUACUUCAA